Molecule: messenger RNA, 2157 nt
Organism: Aureobasidium musti
Lineage: Eukaryota; Fungi; Ascomycota; Dothideomycetes; Dothideales; Saccotheciaceae
Source: the annotation of a GenBank genome assembly
AUGGCUUGCAAGGGAAGCAACGCAGAAUAUUGUGGCGCUGGCUCUUUGAUGAUGCUUUACGGCAGGAACGCCGUCUCGUCGACCACUUCGAGCACUUCCAGCACUUCCAGCACUUCCAGCACUUCCAGCACUCCCAGCACUUCCAGCAUAUCUUCUAGCUUGGCAAUUUCUUUGACUGCAUCUUCAAGCUCUGCAAUCACGUCCUCCAUUUCGUCGGCCGUGACCAGUUCUUCAUCUGCCUCCCAAGCUACCACAGUGCCAACCUCCGCCUUAAACAACUAUACCUACAUGGGAUGCUACAAUGAAACCCACGAUCGUCGCGCACUUAAUGGAAUUGGCCGCACUGGAUCUUCGAACAGCCUGGAAUCUUGCGCAGCCUUCUGUUCUGGAUAUGCUUACUUCGGAGUCGAAUACGGAGCAGAGUGCUAUUGCGGCUCAACCAUCUACUCCAACUCCGUUCGUCAGAACGAUGACACUAGCUGUAACAUGGCAUGUGCUGCAAACGCAUCUCAGAAGUGCGGUGGCCCUGACUUCCUCAACGUUUACUACACCAAUGUUACAUCUUCGACAAGUACCACAACGAGCAGUGCCCCGAGCACACCAACAGGGCCUGUUGUCGUACAGUCUGUCGGCGAUUAUUCGUAUAUGGGAUGUUACACUGAGGUCACCAAUGGUCGAGCACUUACUGGAUUGAGCAAGGCAGCUUCCUCUGUCAGUGUGGAUUCUUGUGCUUCUUACUGCUCGGCAUACACCUACUUUGGUGUCGAAUACGGCAGUGAAUGUUACUGCGGGGAUGUCAUUCAGAUCGGAUCCAGCGCUGUCACUGAUGGCCGCUGCAAGAUGUCUUGUGCUGCGAAUGCCACUCAAAUCUGCGGUGGACCCAAUGGUCUGAACAUGUAUCAGAAGGUCUCCAGCGUCUCGAGCACAUCAAGCAUAUUGAGCACGUCCAGCGCUUCGAGCUCUGUGAGUAUCCCCAGCAGCUCGAGCACGACCGCUUUGUCCAGUGACAUCAGCACCUCAAGUUCCAGCAUCACUUCAGCUUCGGCCUCUGCAUCGCCUGUUGUCGUUGCUGGGAUCCCAUUCACGGUUGAGAAAGAUGCGACGUACUCAGGUACCACGAUUAGCAACUUUGCAAGGAAACGCGCAGAUUCUGACCUCAGUUCUUGCAUGACCGCAUGUGCUAAUAACGCAAUCUGUAUGGGUACAGCGUUUGAUGGUACCACCUGCACAUACUUCAGCUUUGUCGAUCCUAGCAGCAGAACAACAAUGGUUGGAACAACAUUUGCCACAGUCCAGAACAGGUCACCUGUCUCUUCCAGCUCCACCGCAUCAUCACUCUCGAACUCCUUGACAUCAUCAAUGCCGUCGACUUCGGUAUCUGCCUCUUCAAGGAGUUCCUCCGCAAUUUCGAGUAGCGUUUCCACAGCUUCCAGCAGCAGUUCAACAAUUUCUGGAACAGCAACUGGACCUGUCGCCAAACCCACUGUAGGCAGCUAUGUCGAUCAAGGAUGCUGGAAAGAGAUUGGCGGUCGUGCUCUGCAGGGCAAGUCAUUCUCCAAUAGCUCCAACAGCCUUGAGUUCUGCGCGUCAUUCUGUUCUGGAUACACGUACUUCGCAACAGAGUAUUCUUCUGAGUGUUACUGUUCCAACACUGUCAGUUCGCUUUCUGACCCUGCUACGGAUGGACGUUGCAAUAUGCUAUGCUCUGCCGACAAGUUUGAGUACUGUGGCGGACCUAAUGGUUUGAGUUUGUACAAGUACAACGCAACCAUCUUGUCGUAUAGCAGCCCUACCUCUGCCAGCAGUGUCAUCUUGUCCGGUACCAUCACGUCCUCGAGCUCUUCCGCUUCAAGCUCUCUAUCCCCAGCUCUUCUAGCAGCACUUCAUCAUCAUCGUCCGAUCUCGCAUCGAGCAGCGUCAGCUUCACAAGCUCAAUCCCAAGCAGCUCAAGCGUGUCAUCAACCAUCUCGCCCAGUAUGGUCACAAGUGAUUCAUCGAGCACGAUUUCAAGCACGUUCAGUGUCUCCUCUACAAGUUCGUCCUCUGCUUCAACGUCGUCCGCUUCGUCGUCCGCUUCAUCAACCUGGGUGCUUUCGUCAACUGCUUUAUCCUCAUCUUCGCUAUCAACCUCCUCGUCCCCUGCACCAAGUUCACUGA